AUGGAUUUAAUACAUACUAAAGCAUUUUUAAGCCCCCUAAGUGGGUUCUUGAUUUUGCCAUCCUCAACCCAAGAAGAGAGAAGCAAAACCUUGAGUUGCAAUUUGGAUGACCUUCCACGCUUGUAUGUCAUUGGCAAUAUACAAAAUGUGAAUAAAAAAAUAUCUCAGUUAGAAUUGGGACUGAGAAGAUAUGACAGUAGCGGUGUGGUGAUUGAGGAUAUGAUGCAGAGGAAAUAUGCAGGGUUGAAGGGUCCUAGAAGAGGAAGACGUAUUAGCAAGCAAAAAGAGAAGGAUCAGGCCGUGACACAGAGAUACGGAAGGCUUGGUUCAGAUGCAGCUACUUUAAGAAAUCAGAAAAAAAUAGCUCAGAAAAAGAUGAGCACAGAAAAGAAUAAACUUGUAGAGUUGUAUCAUUACCCAGGAUAUCAUGAAGAGGAACCCACACCACUGCCCAAUGGAAUAGAGCUAAAUGAAAUUUUGGAGAAAGUGAUUCGUGCUCAGAGUAAAACUGCAGUUGGGAAGACGAAGUGGGCUGUGAAAAUGCUGCAUAGGUUUUUUGAUGUUCCGUGCACCCGAGCUGUUUUGCUGGAUAGUUUCUGGUGGCAAUUCCUGCACUUGUAUCAUCCAAAUCGAGAAAUUCAGGGGCAUUUGUUUCAACGCAUUGCAGAAAAUUAUGCCCUCAUUCUAUUAGGCAGGGCUUCCAAUCAGGAAUGCAUCCUCACGUUUUUUCCAUCACUACUAUGUCAAGCUGUGUAUAUCUGCUUCUGCUCCUGUUUCCCGAGGUCCUGGUUUAAUACCUCUGAAUUCAAGGCCCAGCUCUGUGAUGUAUUCUUCGAGUGGCUGGGAGGUACACUGCGCGAACCAAGAAGUUUCUAUAAAUGGGAUUACUCCCAGCUGGAACCAGAGCGGUCAAGGAGAGAAGAUUUGAUGUCAAGAAAGAAAAAAUUAGGGACUGGCACUGGUAUAUCGUUUGAAAGCUACAAGCAAUACAGUGCUAUAGGAAAGACUCAUUUGCAGAAGAUUCCAUCAAGGAAAACAUUUAACCUAUCUAUUAAAAAAGGCAAGAAAUCUGUAUCUGAGAAAAAAGGUCAAAAGCAGCUUUCCAAAAAAGUUAUCGUAUUGGAAAGUGAAGAAAUAAAGCAUACUACAUCAAGUAGUGACCAACUUAAAGAGGAUAAUGAGAAAGCUGCAUGGAGCAGACACCAGAACUUACCCAAAAAGAAACUAAAGAUAGCUAUGCUUCCUCGAGAGUCACACCCAGCUUGCAAUGGUCCUGACUUUACAUGGCAUCGUUUCAAUAUUAAUGGUCACAGUCCACUAAUUCAGCAUUACUUCCAGAAACACGGCACUGAAUCAAAAUCAGGAUGUGACAUCUUUCUGUCUAGGAGGGAGAUAUACAAACCAAUGCCUGAUUCUGUCAAAACAUAUGCAGAAGUGAUCAAGGAAAAUUUUCAUAUCGUCCAUCAGAAGCACAAAGCCUUCAGAAAAUGUUAUUGGCAACAAUACAGAGAAAUGAGGAAAUUUGAUGAACAGAAUAAACAUAACCAGGAACUUUACAGAGAAGCUAUAAAAGAAGAGAUGAAAAAGAGAAAAGCACAAAAACAAAAAGAAUUGCUUUCUUUGAGGGAUAGGCAGAAUAGCUCAGAACCUUCAUCCCUGUUUUCAAAAGAUUCAUCCGGAAAACACCGUAAUUAACCUAGAUCCCCCCUUUUGAACUGACAUUGAUUGAGUUCACUGGAAGCAUGUUACAGAAUGGCAAUUUAAAUAAAAUUAAAGAACCUAGAUUUGGUACUAAAUGUAAAUGUAAAUGUAAUUAGAAAUAAAUGAGCGCUACUACAUUAAGGGGGAAGAAUAUGAUAAUGUUUUAGGAAUGCUACUGGAAUAUAAUUUCUUUUAUUACUUUUGAAUAUGAUACGUAUAAUUCUUUCCCAUUACAUUUGAUUUUAUUGUAUCUCUUUCAUUCUUUGUCCAGUUUAAAAAUAUAUUGACUCUAAAUUGGAUUAUUUGCAGCUUUUCUAACAUCAAUU
Messenger RNA from Notechis scutatus (mainland tiger snake), 2027 nucleotides. It is a transcript of the gene FAM227A, whose product is annotated as family with sequence similarity 227 member A. NCBI's taxonomy places the organism in Eukaryota, Metazoa, Chordata, Lepidosauria, Squamata, Elapidae. The record is from RefSeq and is a predicted model, not a curated record.